Messenger RNA from Tetrahymena thermophila SB210, 792 nucleotides. RefSeq names its product transmembrane protein, putative. The transcript has 4 exons. Lineage: Eukaryota; Ciliophora; Oligohymenophorea; Hymenostomatida; Tetrahymenidae. The record is from RefSeq and is a predicted model, not a curated record.
AUGAAACAAUAAAGAAAAAAAUUACUUCAGGUUUAAACUUUAUGGGUACUUAAAUCUUUAGAGCAUUUUAUCAAGAACAUCAAAUCUUUUCAAAUGAGAAAACAAAAAAACAAAACAACAAUCUAAUUAAUUAAAAAACUAUCUUUUAUUUAUAAAUUUUCUUUAUAUCUUCAAAAAAUAAUAGAAUUGAGUAUUAAUAAUAUUAUGAGAAUUUACGUUUAUUCAAUCAUCAGCAUAUAAAUCAUAUAAAACAACUUAAGGUAUGGUUUGUAAGCUUGGUAUUAUUAAUUUAGUAAAUGCUAUGGAAACAAUAAAUUAUGUGGGUACUGUGAAUGCAAAGCCUUUUUCAAGCCUUUUAAAACCACAUAUUUCCUCAUCUGUUUAUUAAUGGUGCUAGUUUUAUUGAGCUAUAUAUAACAUUUGGUUAAAUAUGUUAAAUUAACACCGUAUUCUCAGAGUGUCUGUGCAAUUAAAAAUAUACUUUUAAUACAAUUUUUGUUGCUAUUAAAUUCUAUUCACCACUAUUUCAAAAUCACUAUUAAAGCUAAUAUUAUAAUAUUUAUAUGCAGUGAGUCUUUUGUAUAUUUUCUAAAACCAAUUCAUUAGAAAAAGUAAACUAAAUAAAGUUGCUAUUUUUAAUUACCAACAAUAAUACUAUUCAGAAUUCUACUUUGUGAAGAUAAGACAAAAUAGCAACAAAAAUAGCCUUAACAUUUCUCCAAAAUAGCUAAGAUUUCUUAAAAUGAAAGAUUGAUAAUAAAAGUUUUUUUAUUUUAUUGCAUCUGUGUAUGA